Messenger RNA from Tilletiaria anomala UBC 951, 3985 nucleotides. Its product is annotated as Suf-domain-containing protein. NCBI's taxonomy places the organism in Eukaryota, Fungi, Basidiomycota, Exobasidiomycetes, Georgefischeriales, Tilletiariaceae. Gene Ontology annotation, biological process: mRNA 3'-end processing. The transcript is spliced from 7 exons. Gene Ontology annotation, cellular component: nucleus. Bases 170 to 3706 code for a protein of 1178 amino acids. Gene Ontology annotation, molecular function: mRNA binding; protein binding. The record is from RefSeq and is a predicted model, not a curated record.
CAACAACGAGGCUUUAUUUUCUGUGGCAGAACGACAGAAGACAGCCACAAAGGCUUCUGCAUAGAAUCAAGUCGCACGCAAAAGAAACAGGCCGGGAAGAGGCUACAAGGAGGUGUAGUCGAGAUUGAGCGUGAAGUGUUCUUUGCGAGUGCUGGCCCUCCAUACCGUCAUGGAUGAACAUCCAUCAGAUACUACACCGAAAGCGGUAGGGGUACCGGUUGUUGAAGCGCAAGUGGAACAAGCGGCUCAUGGCUCUGCCGCCAUCGCUGGCGCUGAUGUCAAUGUUUCUGCUGAUAUUGCUGCCGCAUCCAACGUGCCGCAUCCCGCUUUGGCCCGUGAUGCGCAGCCAGCAGACGCUGGCAUCGCCGACACCUUGGAUGGAAGCGUCACCUCUCUCUCUGCGUCUGCGCCGAUUGCGAUGGUAGGAAGCGGCUUGGUGACCGAUGAACUGAAUCAAAUGGCUUCUCUCUUGGCAUCAGGGUUGAAUGCCACGUCUGAUGCUACUGGCACCAGCGCGGCUGCUGAUGCAGCUGACGAUGAUGAUUAUGGGGAUGCAGAUGCCGAGGGAUCAGACAUGGACGAGGAUGAAGGCGAGGGGAUCGACCGCGUGCAAAGUUUGGACACCGCACAGACAUCACCUCUGCAAGUCGAUAAACCGCUAGAAGGGUCUGCAGCGGGCGCUUCAGCGUCAGAGAGCGCAGGAGCAGAUGCUCCAUCAGCAGCAACAAGAGCGGCAAAGGCAGUAGCUGCUGGGACUCCUUCCACCGCAUCCCAACCUUCCAAUCUGAAAGCGGUGGCCUCUGCAACUACCAAGAACAAGCACCAGAAACCACGCGUACGCUUCUUGGAUGACGAUGAGCAAGGCUUGCCGCCGAUCGACGAUACACCGAAAGCAGGAAAGAAGGGCAAAGGCAUUUGCAAGAGCGAUAGCGGUAGCAGCGAGAUUCCGGAAGCCCAGACGCAACAGCAGCAGCAGCCGAUAGGCAUACCGGCCGGUGUGCCGACACCUCAAGCAUCCGCUUCAUCUGUUGUUUCCGUAGCAUCUGCGCAAUUGCUUGGUAAAUUCCAGCAAUCAGCUACGGCAACGCCAUCGCCGGCGCUUCAGAAGGCCUCAUUUGCCGCGUUUCCGCUCACACAACUGACCCCAAUGUCAACGCCAACGCCAGCGCCAGCACCGGUACAGUCGCUCGCGGAGCGAAUAGCCCUUCUUCGCUCGCGCGUCGAAAAGGAUGGGCGCGAUGGAGAGGCAUGGCUGAACCUCGUUGAGGCCGUGCAAGGGAAGGAUGGCAGCGGCACCGAUGGAGAUGACGUCUUGCAAGAGUCGAAGCAAGCCUUCGAGGACAUGCUACAUGUCUUUCCAUACGCGGUAAAGCAAUGGAUCGCAUACAUUGACAUCCUUCUAGCCCACUCCGACUUUAAAGGCGUUGAGGUGCUGUUUGCGCGCUGCCUGCGUGGCAUCUCGUCCGUCUCGGUGGACUUGUGGCGCUCCUACCUUUCGUACACAAGGCGCGUCAACCCCAUUCCCCCUUUCAAUCCCACAGCGAGGGAGGAGUACGAUCGCUCGCGAAAGGUCGUGCAAGACGCGUAUGAGUUCGCGCUCAACAACAUCGGCGGCGAACGAGAGGCUGGACCAAUCUGGCAAGAGUUCAUUGCUUUCCUCAAGGAGCGCAAAACCGGCGCUGCCGUCGGGGUCGCGGCGCAGCCGGGUAGCCAAGCACAGUGGGAGGAAGGGCAGAAGAUGGAUGCCAUUCGGAACGCGUUCCAGAGGGCUGUUACACAGCCGACCAACGAGAUUGAGAGGCUGUGGAGGGAGUACGACGCAUUCGAGAAUAGCAUGAAUCGCACAACGGCAAAGCGAUUCCUCGCCGAGCGAUCGGCCGCGUACAUGACUGCACGGGGUGCGCAGCGCGAGAUGGCCUCCAUCUUAGAUAGCCUCCCCAAGCCGCUUCUGCCCCGUGUUCCCGCUUGGGUUUCAAUGUCCGAUGCUGGCACUCCAGGACGGACUUCCACGUCGUGGGCGCAGAUUCAACGGGAGAGAGCUGCUGUCGACGGGUGGAAGAGAUAUCUAGCCUGGGAGGAGAAGAAUCCACUCAUGCUGGAAGACAAGGCAGCUCUGCAGGCACGUCAGAUCGCUGCUUGCCGCAAGGCUGUUAUGCACAUGCAGUUCUGUCCUGAAAUUUGGUACGUGGCUUACGUCCAGAAUGACAGCGUCGGCCAGACCAGCGAAGCUACUGCAUGGCUCGAAAAAGGAUUGGAAUCUUGCCCGGGUAGCUUCCUUCUCUCCUUUGCUCUCAUCGAUCAUCAUGAAAGAAACAAACAGACCAGCGCCUGCGGCCCCAUCUUCGACAACCUCAUCGAGCAUGCUCAACAGCGUAUUGAGACACGGCGUAAGGAAGCCGAUGUCCUCCUUGCAGGCAUCGAUGCCGAAACGGAAGCCGCGCAGAACGCUGUCAAGGCGCGCAAGGUGGCUCAAGGUGCGGGCGAAGAGCUCGAAGGAGAGGAAAAGGAGCUACUCCGAAAGCAGGAUGAGGGGCGGCAAGAAAAGAAGAAAGCGAUCGAGGCCCAGGUGUCAGAGGAUAUUGAAAAGAUGAAGGAAGAAGCUUCACUGAUCUGGAUCAAGCAAAUGCAGUUCCUUCGACGCACAGAGGGUAUCCGUCCUACUCGAAUUUGCUUUGGCAAAGCGCGCAAAUCUUCAAAUUGCACCUGGCAGGUCUACGAAGCGAGUGCCAUGAUCGAGUACCACUGCUCGAAAGACACGCGCGUUGCUACCAAUGUGUUCGAGCUGGCGGUCAAGACAUUCGGCACGAACGAAAUGUUGAUUGUUCGCUACCUCGACUUUCUGCUGAGAAUCAACGAUGAAAACAACGCGCGUGCGCUUUUCGAGCGCGUCAUCACUACGCUGCCACCGGAGAAAGCGCGUCCUGUGUGGGACAGGUGGGCAGAAUACGAAUACAACUUUGGUGAUCUGGCAGCUAUCACGCGUUUGGAGUAUCGAUUGCAGGAGAUAUUCCCAGAGAAACCAAGAAUCGAGCGGCUCACCGAGCGUAGCUGCUACGGCGACCUGGAGGUUAUCAGCAUCCGUGACCUUGGUUUAUUUCCGACGGAGAGCUCUUCCCCGACAACAACAUCGACCGUUUUCGAAGUGGCUGAACUCAAGGAUCAAGCUAACACGGAUAGCAAUUUGCAAGCGGAUGAACAAGAUGCUGCAUCAGGGGGAAAGAAACGGCGAAUACCUGGUGGCACCGUUGGGGAUACCGUGGACAACGGCGGCCGCGGGGCGUCCCCAGGCCCGGGAGCGGUGCUGACAGGCCCUGUGAAGCGUCUCAAGGCGAACGGCGUCUCUGGUGAAGUGCGCACAAAGACAAGUCCUGAUGUCCCGCCGGGUAUUAGAUUCUUCUUGAGCAUGCUCCCCAUGAAGGCUGCCUUUGAUGGCCCCAUUAUGCCAGCGGACGAGCUUAUCAAUGCUUUACGAGGUGCUAACCUGCCUGCGAUGGUGCCCCAAUCUAUAGCAGGGCCAGGUGGGUUUGUCGGCACUUCGGGCAUGCCUGCAGGGCCUGGAGUUAUCGCCCCUGGCAUGAUGCCGCAGAUGAUGGGCCCAAGCACUGUGCCUGUCAACAUGAUGGGGCAGCCGCAGCACGUGCCAGCGCAAGCGCAGCAACAACAGCAACGAUCAAUGCGUGGACGUGGACGAAUGCGCAAGCGAUGAUGCAAGGACGGGUUCUCGUGGCGAGUGGGGCUGCAGUCGCUUUAUGUAAUUUGGUGGAUGGCAACCGCAAGGAGCUCUUCAAUACAAUCUUGCAACUCGAUCCGAGCCCUGUACUCACGUCGCUAUGGAGACAACACUGGUCAGCAGUGAGGCAAACGCCUGUAGCGCCGUGAACGCGGCCGUUCAGCAGAAAUACGGUGACACAGACGCCCAGGCCCUGAAGUGGUGCGAUGCGAUGGGUUUGGUGUAUACUACACUGGUUUCGAAAUACACUUUAUG